ACAGUGUAAACAAACUCUUUAAUAUUUUAAUAAUAAUAAUAAAAACAAAAUAAAUUAAAGUAUGGACCUGGAUAGUCCUGAUGUGGAAAAGGAGUUUCCGGGCCUAUAUGAAGGCUCAGAGGGCAGUGGUAAAUCGAAGAAAAUUAAAGAAGAGAGCGACUAUAGCGAAGGGGAUCAUGACAAGGUAAGCAAGAAGGAUCUUCUAAUUGGACGUCGUAAGGACAAAAAGGAUAAGAGCAAAGACAGAGGUUAUGCUGCUCUGGAGGGAGAGAGCUCUCCCGAGGAGGUCGAUGCAAAAAGUCCUUCCAAAUCGAAGAAAUCCAAAACAUUUAAGUUUACAUCCUCAAAAAGUAAAGAAAAGAGAGAAAAGUCACGUGAUAGUGCAAAGGAUGAUGACAAGCAGAAGGAUAAAUCGGACAAAGAAAAACAUGCUGACAAGGACAAGGAGCAUAAAAAGAAGGACAAAGAAAAAAAGGACAAAAAAGAAAAAUCCAAGGAUAAGGAAAAAGACAAAGAUCGCAAAGAGAAGAAGGAUAAGACAAAACAACAAUCUAGCAUAAGUUGUGACGAAGUUUUGGAGCUGUGUUCCCCAGUGUUUGGGGUUUCAGUUUGUCUGGCAACCGAACGCAGCCGUUGCCAUGAUGGUCUGGAUUUGCCCUUGGUGGUUCGUGAUUGUAUAGACUAUCUACAGGAAUAUGCUUUAAAAAACGAACAAAUAUACCGGGUGGAGCCGGUAAAAACCAGGCUGCUUCACUUCAAACGUUUAUACAACAAUCGUGAAAGACAGCCGGAAACUGAUGAAUUGGAUGUAGCAACUGCUUGUGGGCUAUUGAAAUUAUUUCUAAAAGAACUGCCGGAGCCUGUGUUAACCACAGAAUUAAUGGCCAGAUUCGAGGAAGUAGCAGCCCAUCCUAAGGUCACAAAACAGCAAGAGGAUAUUACCCAACUCUUGGAACAACUACCAAAAUGCAAUAAAAUUUUAUUGUCUUGGAUUUUGCUGCAUUUCGACUCAGUUAUACAGAAUGAGAAAAGCAAUAAAAUGAAUGCCCAAUCGUUGGCAAUGCUUUUGAGUCCACCUCUACAAAUGUCUCAUCGGUUAUUAGUAACUUUGCUGUGUCACUGCCCUUCAUUAUUUCCCGAUGUAAAACUUGUCAAAUACGUUCCUCCCCUGACGUCAUCAAGUCCGAAACUUCCCGAUACCCCAGAAGAAAUACAAAAGGAGUUAUGCAAACAGGAAAGUUUAUUAAACCAAAUACACUCCGAAAUGAAUGCCGGCUUUGUGUCCAAAAAGCGCGAAGAACAACUUUGGGAAGUGCAACGCAUUAUAACACAACUAAAGCGCAAGUUAAAAGCCUUUGAAAAGAAAAGCGAAAAAUCUGUUGACGAGCCAGAAAGUAGCAAUGACGUCACAGAUUCCAUUUCGGCGGCAACAAAAACAAAGAUCAACAAUAACAAACCAUCAAGCGAGCUACAGCAAAAGGGUCUUACAGUGGAGACAAACGACAAAGAUAAAUCUCCCAAAGUGAACAAGGACGCUAGCAUAACAUCAGACGAAACUAAAAUUCUGGAGGAAACCUCCGAUGGUUUAUACAUUGAGGAUGGCCUACUAAUGGUCUCCAAAACGCAUCCAGAUUAUAACACUCUGCUAAGAUUACAAUUGGAAAAUCAAGAAUUACAAUUGUGGAAAUCGCAACUGCAAGCGCGUAUCGAAAGAGAAAGGGCUGAAAUUUUGCAUUUAAAACAAUUGCAACAACAACAAAUGAAAAAUAAAUCGAGUUCGGUUAGCCAAGAAAAGGUCACAUCACCAGUUCAGGGAACUGAUGACUAUGAGCGCAUGGUUGAGAAUUUUCUACGAGAAAAUGCUCUGCUAGAGAACAAAAAGCAAAUGUUGGCCAAUGCCAUCUUUGAGGAACACAAACAAUGCAUAGCGCUACAAGUGGAAUUGGCCAUGCAAAAGUAUUACAACACCUAGACGAUAUGCUAAUAAUUCACAAUUUACUACGUAUUCCAAACAUUUGAAUAUGCUACCUGCACAGUGCACCUUUAACCAGCUUUAAUACUCACCCUAUAUACAUAUAUAGAAAUAUACUAAUUUCCCAUUAUUUGAUAAUUUCAUGUUGCUACAAAUUAAAUCCACAAACAUCCUAACGUCGAACAAAAAUGUAAUUAAUUUAAAAAAAAUUCUUUUAUUGCAAAUGGAAAUUUGUUUUUAAAAAAUAAACGAAAUUAGAUAUAUUGGGUUGCCCAAAAAGUAA
Messenger RNA from Stomoxys calcitrans (stable fly), 2255 nucleotides. RefSeq names its product ralA-binding protein 1 (gene Rlip). Lineage: Eukaryota; Metazoa; Arthropoda; Insecta; Diptera; Muscidae. Gene Ontology annotation, biological process: small GTPase-mediated signal transduction. The record is from RefSeq and is a predicted model, not a curated record. The coding region runs from base 62 to 1972 and encodes 636 amino acids. Gene Ontology annotation, molecular function: GTPase activator activity; small GTPase binding. The transcript has 5 exons.